AUGAGGACCAUUUACCUGCUUCUGUUGGUAGGAAAGAUAUUUUAAAUUGUUUACAGCUAUUUUACUAAAUAUAAAAAUAUAUAUUUGUACAUUUGUAACUAAACGCAUAAGAUAUUUGAAAAUAUGUCAUGAUGUUUGAACAGGCUAGAUAUUAAACACGAGAAACAAAGUGAAUAGCUGGUAAUUUAACAAAAAGUGUUAUCAGACAACCUCUUUAGUCACGAUACUUAAAAGGUUGAAAAUAGCAGAAGAGAGUGUACAUACGUAAAGAAUGUCUAGUUUCUGCUACUAUAUAGGUCUCAAUGCUGCAGGCAAGUGCAGAGGGGGGAGGUGUCAAGUAAAACCAGUUUUAUGCAUUUAUUAUGGAAACACAGGGUGGGAGCGAGGUAAUGUAUACUUUCUAUAAUAUCUUACACCACCCCCACAAAAGCCAAAGUAAGAAACAAAGUUGGAUCAGUUGAUUGGAUUUUAGUAUUUCAGACUUCAUUGUUAUUAAAUUGACACUCCAAACGUUCAAACCCUCAUGAUUUUCAUUCAAUAACCUCCAACUGCUGUUCAGUCAUGCUGCAGGCAGAACCUCAUGUCAAAACUAAUCUCAAGGCAAUAACGUACGUCGGGCAGGCAAGGAAGGAUACUUUUAACCCUAUAUUUCAAACUGGAUCUGGCGACAACAACACUGAGUAGCCAGUGUAUUGUAGUGACUUUGGCCUUUCUUGAACUUCAUUUUACGUCGACAUUACAAAGCAGAAUUUAGUUAGCGAGAGCGCGCCCCAUGGAGAAAAUCUCAAUAUUUCAUUCCAACAUCGUAAAGUUUAUACAAAGUUUCCAAAUUCGCAGGAACGCCUGGCAUAAGAUUGAUGAAUAAUAAAAAAAAAAAAAAAAAAAGUUUCCCCUGUGUUUGUCCGGGGGGUGUGAUCAACUCUGGCUUCACUCUGACUCCACUCAGCCUUUCACAGAAUACGUGGGUAUAGAAAUACGAUGAAUGGGCACCACUGUACGCUUGUAAUCCCAGAAUCAAGAAACACUUCACCCAACAGAGGGAGAGUCAGACAAAUGAUGACAGAAAGUAAAGUAAUGCAAACGCAAAUGUCAACAACACUUCAGGACAUGAUGUUCUUGAUUGUCCAGCAGCUUAUUGUUUGUGUUUCUGACAUUUAACUGUAACAUUACAGACUCACCCUUUUGUUAUUAAAAGCACAUAUAAAGUUGCUUUUCAUUUAAAAAUUAACUCAAAGGUUUUUCGUGGUGACAAAACUAAGCCUCACUCAUCACUUUCUUUGUUGCCGUAGGUUGCGUUGGCAGCCCUGGUUGAGUCUCACAAUGAAAACAGAAGGCGUGCCAAGCGGGUAACUGUGCUAUUUUUAGACUUGCCGAUCCCAGCUAAAACGCUUUUCCUCUGAAAUAAAUUAUUGCUUUAUUGAACAAUUACUUGGUAAAUGUUUGACAUGUGUUCUCUUUUGAUAGGAGCUUUUACGGCGCUCCAAAAGAAGGUGGGUUUUGUCCACAAUUGAAUUAGAGGAGGAAGCCGAGGGAAAAUACCCUUUAAAGAUUUCACAGGUAACUACUUCAUGUUGUGCAAAGAAUUGUGGCAUAAAGAGUUUUCCUUGUGUCAGUGAGACUUAAGUGGUUUGUAUCUUAAUGUUAGAUGUUUAACAACAUGUCGGGGGACCAUCACGAGUUCCGUAUAAGUGGAAUGGGUGUGGAUGAGCCGCCACUUGGAGUGUUUGAGAUCGAUUCACAUACUGGAGACGUCUAUGCGAACAGACCUUUGGACAGGGAGCUGUAUCCAAAACCCUUCCAUGUGAGUUUUCCAACUAAACAAUGAUGCAGUACACACUUAAAGAAUGAAUGUGUUGAUUUUAUAAACCACAACUUCUUUCCACAGAUCAAGUUUGACAUCUUGCAUCUACACACUGGAAAUAAACUAGACAAGGAGCUUGCUUUUGAUAUAGAGCUAAAGGACAAAAAUGACAACCCGCCCAAAUUUGACCCUCCUAAGGUGACUGAAAAUGUAAUGGAAAGCACACGAACAAGUAAGUGUACCAUUGUUCAAGACUGAGAGAGAGUACAGCCACUGAGCACUACUCAUCCAAAAAAUACUGGAAAAAAAUAACAAUGUUUGUAGACAUUUUCCUCAUUUUUUUCCAUUCCCUUUCAUCACAUUUUGAUUUUACAAUUCUCAGGUGACUUGUCAGUGCUACUGAACGUAAAUGACAUCGAUAAGGAGAACACGCCAAACUCUCAGACCACCGUCGCCAUCCUUUCACAGACCCCAAAGGAGCCCAAGAUUGGUAUUCGUGAGAUCAACGUGAAACAGUUCAGGCUCACUGUUGACGGAUGUUUUGACUAUGACGUAAGACUGAUUUAAAAAGCUGAUUUAAAUAUGAACUAAUCUAUACUUGUCAAUAAUAUCAUCUGAAAUAUUUUCCUUUUAUGAUCCAGAAAGUGAAGAAGUACGAAGUUGUUCUCAAAGCAAAUGAUCUCGGCACUCCAGUUCAGUCCUCCACAGGAACCGUUGUACUGAACAUCAUCGACACAAACACUCAUCUACCAACAUUCAAGGACAAGAUGGCAAGGCUAUCAUUACUCGGACUAUGAGCGUUGUUGUUUCUAGACCGAUGUAUGUUGCUAAUGGUGGAACUGUUUUGAAUUCUAGCAUCACGGUGAGGUCCAAGAAGCGUUCAUCAAGGAAGACAUUUUGAGGCUUAAGGUAGAGGAUAAAGACACUCCUAACACUCCUGGCUGGCGUGCUGUAUACUUUUUUGUGAGUGGAAAUGAGGAAGGAAACUACAAGAUUGACACAGACCCCACAAGUAAUGAUGGGAUUCUCAGUCUAGUCAAGGUAACUCUGAUUUUCUAACAAAGAAUCCUGAUGUUUCCACAGUGAACCAGGCUAACUGCUUAUGUGUUUCUUACAGAAAAAGGAUUAUGAGAAGACUACCAUCGCAAAGCUGAAGGUUGGAGUGAUGAACGAGGAGCCCAUAACAGUCUGUAAAGAUUUUAAAGAUGGUGGCAAAGACAGCGAGCCCACCCCAGAUACAGCUGACAUUGAAAUCAAAGUGAUUGAUGUCAAUGACCCACCGGUGUUCGAUAAGGAUCCAGCAGAUAUAUACCAGAAAGAGGAGGAAGAGCCAGGGAAGUUGCUGUAUCAGCCACAAGUUCAUGACGCCGAGGGUGACAAAGUUAGGUUAGUGUCUACCUGCAGCCACAUUUUGACAGGGCCUGAUCUAUGCUGGACCCUUAAAGUCCUAACUGAGUUUUACAAACACAAAAAUCCAUUCACAAUUCAUCUGACCACUUCAUCAUAACUUUUCAUCUUUGUUUAACCGUGUUUAAAGACUUGAAAUGUUUUUUAAAAAGGAUCACUACUAAAAACGGGUUCAUAUCUGUAUAAACACACAGCCACAUUUCUGUCUGCGUUUAAAUUCAAACAAAGGAAAAGAUAGAUAAAAGGUUUAAAGGCAGAUGAGAGAACUUACUUUGAAAAAGUCCAAACAGGAAUCCAAAGCCACACUGGAGCACAGGAGAGGACAAACAGAUGAGACAAACAAAACACUCAUCAAAAAAGGAGGGAAAACCAAGGAAGUAAGACUAGAGUCAACAUACAAGAAUUAUCUCCUACAAAAUAAAACAGGAAACUCUAAAAACUGAACUGAAGAGAAAAACAGGGAAAAACACAAGGGAAAAAAAUACACAAAAAAUGGAUACAAUUCAAUUAGAAAUUACUUUAAAUCUAAUUAAAGUCUUUUUGCAAUCAGUUUUUUUUUUGUUUGUUUGUUUGUUUUGUUUUUGUUUUUAACCUUGAUUUCAGUUCCACUGUUUUUUUUUUUCUUUCUCCAGGUUUGAACUAGUAGAAGACCCCGCUGACUGGGUGACAAUUGAUGAAGCAACAGGAGAAAUCACAUCGAUGAAGAAGAUGGACAGAGAGUCUCCAUUCGUCGAUAACACAACUAACAUUUAUCAAAUUGUGGUCAAAGCCGUUGAUGAUGGUAUGGAAAGCCUUUUUACUGCAACUUCUCAUUCAAAACAAGCUAAACAAUAUGAUAUAAUAUUGGUCAACUGUACUCUCUCUUUUCUGGUAUACCAAGGUGAGCCUUCAGCCACAGGUACAUGCACUAUCCGGAUCCACCUGAACGAUAUAAAUGACAAUGCGCCUCAGCUGGUCUUCAAAAGUGCCAUUCUAUGUGGAAACAAGGGUAACAAGAUCAUGGUGGAAGCCAAUGACUCUGACAUCCAUCCUUACGGUGGGCCUUUCACCUUCUCCCUGGGGGGAGAUGACAAAACUCUGGCAGAGCGGUGGAAAUUAGACCCGUCCACAGGUAGUAACCCCCUUUUAACCCUCCUCUUCAACCAAAUACUCAAUUGUUUCUCUUAAAAAGGAGUUACAUUACACUCCAUUAUCCUUACUUGCAUCCUUUUCUAGGGAUAGAAGCUGGGCUUGUUAGCCUGAAACCACUUCCUUAUGGUACCUACCCAGUGCCCCUGGUGAUUCAAGACCAACAGAAUCUGAUUGGACAGGAUACAGUGGAAGUGACCGUGUGUGACUGUGGAGACAAAGAAAUGUGCAAUGACAAAGAACUGCUCUCAACCAACCUGGGGUCCGCUGGAAUUGGACUAAUUUUGGGAGCACUCCUUCUGUUUUUGUGUGAGUAAAGCGAACAGAGAUAACAUAGCUGAACCAGCCAAGUCAGUGGGUGCUUAAAUAACAUGAAUGUGUAACUUUUUUUUUUUUAACAUUAUUUAAAUAACAAAUCAAUUAAGAUAAAUAUAAAUAAAUCCUCUCAAACACGAUUGUUUCAGCUCAUACUGAGAAAAACAACAAGUUUGAUUGAAUCAUAAAAGAAACCAGUCUUCCCCUUGGGCUUUUACCUCUAAACUUUGCAGUGCAGGUACUAACAUGGUUUCUUGCACUUUUACACCCGCACCAUUGUCACCUUAGGGAAAGAGUACUGAAACCUACAGAGAUUACUCACAGCUGCAGAUCUGAGUGUUUACCAUAUGCCUAUAUCUGGACCAUAGGGGAUUCAGUUUGAGCUGUGGAUAACGUAGUUAAAGUGGGGGCAUGUCACAUAUGCGAAACUGCGAACCAUGUUGUGGUUUGCGAACUCAGAUGUAUGGGCUUCCGUCUCCUCCUUUGGUUCAAUCUCAGAGACUUAAACACACUAGGUUUGCACUAUGCUGAUUGUACCUUGCAAUAUUGUGCCAUCGUUGUGCAGGAGAGGGGCGGAUAUGAGUCAAAAUAUGAUUUCAACACCUACACAAUCUUGAGAACUGGUGUGAACUGUGAUCUAGAUUUCACACGCUUGUGCAGAUGCUUAAAAAGAACCUCAACUUAUGUAUCAUGUGACCUUAUUUACUAUAUCCAAACCUUCUAAGUGGUUUCUGUUAAGGACACUUAAUCAAAAGCAAACGGUUUGUUGAUACCAUGUCUACAGUCCUACAGUUAAAGAGAUCGGCCCCUGCCUUGAACCUCACAAGCAAAACCAGAUGGUAACUGCUGAACUGGAAUAACAAGGAAAUAUCGGCUUUGUUUACUGGCAUCCCAGGGAUGUUAAUGAUAGGGGAGCAAGCACCCUCAACCAGUCAAAAGACCUUCUUUUAAAGCUGUCUCACUUUUAUUAAGAAAACAAAUAUAUACAUGUAUUUUAACACAAUUUUACUGUAUUUUACUGUGUUUCUGCAGUGCUGCUACUUGUCUUUAUGUGUCAGUGCGUGAAGAAACAGUUCGCCAUCCCUAUCUCCGAGGAUGAAGGCAACCAGACUCUCAUCAAGUACAACCAAGAGGGAGGAGGCUCUGAAUGCAAGGUGUGUUGGGCAUGCUGCGUGCGUAAAUAAAAGACAAUAAGAUCCUAAGAGUGUGUUUUAACACUCUUUUAACCUUUUCUCUUAUCUGCCAGGCUGUGCCUAAUCUGCCUCUGCCUCUGCCUCUGACUCCAACGCAAAGUGAGGCUGUGACAGACGGCAUCAAAAUUGCCACCAAGCAGGUACUCUACCUCUCCAUCUCAUAAAUCUGUUAAGGCACAGAGCUUUGGUAUCUUUGGCAAGUCUACCUUCCAGCGUGCUCCUACAGAAAACAAAGGCGACACAAAGAAAACAGCCAGGGUUUUAAACAAAUCCUGCUCCUAAUCCUAUUGAUAUAUGAUUGAAAGCGACAACCCUGUGUCACCUUUUCUUUGUUUGUCGACCUGAGGUGAUGACAGAUGAAUAGGGAUAUAAUGCUUGAUGUGGUUGAAAGUUUGUUUAAGUCACAUCUAUGUGUGUAAAACAAAUGUACUUUUAUUAUCUUUGCCCUGCCAGAUGUCUAAAUCAGCUGCAGUUAUGAGCCAGGACAUUGACAUGUACAGCAGCUAUGAACAGACCAUGGUGAGUGAGGAAAACAAAGACCUACAGGGAUUUACAGGACUGAUAUAUUACAUUGUGUGCAUGUGGUUAAUUUUUACUACUCUUCCUGAUUCAACCCUUGUGUUAUUUGUCUUCAGAUGAACUCUCACAUGGCCUCAAUGAGCAUGCACCAUCAAAGAGACUCGAUGAGGAGCCAAGGGGGGCAGAACAUGGUGAGUGAACGCGGAUGAGAUAUAAAAAGCAUCCACAAGAGGGUGCAACAGCUCAGAUUAUGAGCAACCUAUCUUCUAUACAGUACGGGUUGCAUGCAUACUCACCCAUGACAAUCAGGACUUAUAUUUUUGGGGGGUGUUAGUCUUUUUUUCUGUGCCUCUCUAUUUUCUUUUAAUACAUAAGAAGUUUAUUUAACUUCACACUGAUCUGUAAACAGGUCAUGCAAAUUCACAGACAGAGAAAGAGGCAGCUUUUAGUAAUACAAAGACAAAACACUGACUGUGACAGUGUCAUUUCCUCCAGGUGAAAUCAAAGUCCUAUUUAAUUAAAUUUUAUCAGCUGGGAAACCAGAAGAUUACUCUAGGCACCAUUCAAACUGAGCCAAAGAUGUGGUAAGGGUGGCAUGAGGGCAUAUUGUUUUUAGAUUGCAUAACUUUAAAACCAAUGAGGGCACUGAAACCACAUCCUUGACUCAUUGCGAGUAAGCCUGAAAAAAAUCCGGUGGCUCCCAAAUGGAUUUUUAAAAACAGUUUUUUUAAAGUUUGUAAUUCACAUUUCCCGUCAUAUACAGUUAAAAAUUUACCACAAAAAUGUGUGACAUAGUUUUAAUAACUUUUAAUCUAAUCUUUAAACCCCCCCCCCCCCCCAUGUUUUGGAUAGUUCCCUGCUCCAACACACCUGAUUCAAAUGAUCAGCUCGUUAUCAAGCUCUGGAAUGGCUUAAUAACGAGCUGAUCAUUUGAAUCAGGUGUGUUGGUGCAGGAAAACAUCCAAAACAUGCAGGACAAGGGGUGCGGGCUCAAGGACUGGACUUGAGAACCACUGUUGUAACCUAUUUUGUCAUUUUCAUAUUGAAAUAACAGCUGAUUGAUAUUUAACAUGAAUUAUGAAUUUUAUCAUUCUUCUGAGAAAAAAAGUCAGAUUUCUGGGACUGAAGUCAGAAUUCUGCCUCUUUUCUCAGAAUUUUGACUUUAAUCCCCAAAUUCUGACUUCUUUCUCAGAAUAAUUGUAACAAAUAUAUCUAUGUAUAUAAGUUCUAUGCCCCACCCGAAGGCGGCGACAACUAUCCUCACCUUUUGACCCACUGAAUUAACAAAACACCUUCAAAAGUUUAACCAGUGAUUUAUUGUGACAAAAGAACCAGAAUUACUAACUUAACACAAAGAACCCACAACACAAAUGAGAGGUAGCAGGGCAGCAGUUCCCUACCAAAUGCCUCUCCAGACUGCAGGCUGGUCUGGGUCUUUAAACUCCCAGCACCAGGUGAGUCUGAUUGGCACUCAGUGAUUUCACCUGGGCAGCUGUGGGGAGACAAAGGGAGGAAAGCACACACACAAACACACAGCCAUACAUAUAUAAAUUGGACCUUUUUUCUCCAGAGGCCCUAAUCUUUUUUUUUUCAUUUGGGUCAUAAUGAGUUUGUUUUUCAAAUAUCAAGCCCAUCCUAACUCAAAAAAAUAAAAUAUAAAAAAUGGACUGGAUCCAGAUGUGGAUUAUCACUGAAUAUAACAAAAACAUGCUUCUUUAAGGGACAAUCUCGUUUCUAUUUUUAAUCCAUGAAUUCAUAACUAAAAAAGUACAACAUAAAGUGAAGUUGGAGUGGUUAAAUCUCACUUUUAAAAUGUCAAUGUUUUUCUCUUUUAGUACUCUGCGUGGAACACAAACAGGACAAACUCCUACCAGGUUUGUGUUGAUCAACAUUAGCAUGUUUCAACAGGACAGUAAAAAAAAUCUGCUUUGACUGCAUAGUAUACAACUCGUUAUGUUAAUUAUGUAAAGUACAGUGUGUUCAUCCAGCAGUGUAGAAUCUGUACAUAGUUUCGCUAUAGGAGCUAAUAAUCCUCUCUCUGCGAACAGGGAGGCUCAUCAAGAUAUCAUUACUCUCUCACCCAGAGGUCCAGUCAACGUGUCGCAGAUCACCUCGACAGGGUAAGGAGUUGUCUCACCUGAACAGAACAGAACACCGACGCUGUGCCUUAAGAGACCUUUAAAAUUCAGAAGAAUUAAUUACUGGGUGGAUCGCACGUAGCUCAGGAGGAUGAACAGGUUGUCUGCUGAUCACAGGCAGCGUCUUUCAAUUCCCUGGAAAAGAAGAACAACAUGUAACUUCAUUUGUUUUAUAAAAGCUCAUGUAUGCUCAUGAAAUUGGCCCUGAUGGUCAGACCAGAACCAUGCGAGAGAAUUUCUGCCAUUAGUGCGAGUGAUAAAUGGAUGAGAGGCAAACAGUUUAGUGCUUUGGUUAAAAGCUAUACAUGAAAUGAAGCAAUUUCUGAAAAGCAGCCAUUUAUCCCCUGAUGAAAUAAAGUGAACUGAAUGCCAGCAGAUUGGGAUCUAUUAAAAUCUCCAAGUCGUGUAUGUAUAAUUGAUUAAAGAAGUCCACUAAAAGGUCUGCAUUUGUUUAAGGGGAUUGAAAAAAGUGGAUGUGCAUGUAUAUUUAUAGGUGUGGGUAUUUUAGGGUAUGACCUUUUUUGUUGAUUUAGUUUUUAUUUAAAGAUCACCAUGUUUUGUUUUUUUGCCUCCGCAUACCCACAGAGACUGCACACCAUUGAUGGGAACCUCGUAGACCACCCAGCGUACAGACCCCGUGAGUAUGCCUACGAGGGACUGGGCAGCAGAUCAGCGUCGCUGGACGAGCUGUCACUUAGCGACUAUGGACAGGAUUUUAACUUCCUGAAUGACUUAGGACCCAGGUUCAAGACCCUGGGGAACAUCUUGCAGCAGAAAAUUCACGAAAAAAAUCUACAGUUUUGA
Xyrichtys novacula (pearly razorfish) is the source of this 9305-nucleotide messenger RNA. Lineage: Eukaryota; Metazoa; Chordata; Actinopteri; Labriformes; Labridae. The record is from the annotation of a GenBank genome assembly.